GUGCCGGGAGCCCGGCCGGGAGUGAGGCGCAGCGGCGGCGGCGGCAACAAGUGCUGGAGCUGAGGCGAGCCGGAGCCGCCCAGACCCCGCCGGCCGGCCGCCCGUCCGCGCGUCGCGCAUGGAGCUAGAGCGGCGGCGGUCGCGGGGCUGAGCCGCACGCGCGGCUGGGACGUGGAUGCGGCCGCGGUCUCCCGCCCCGCCCCGCAGAGCUGGAGCUGCCCCUGGACAAGAUAUGAGAAAUGAGUGUUGGACGUCGAAGAAUAAAGUUGUUGGGUAUCCUGAUGAUGGCAAAUGUCUUCAUUUAUUUGAUUGUGGAAGUCUCCAAAAACAGUAGCCAAGAAAAAAAUGGAAAGGGGGGAGUAAUAAUACCCAAAGAAAAGUUCUGGAAGACAUCCAGCCCUUCCCGGGCAUACUGGAACAGAGAGCAAGAGAAGCUGAACAAGUGGUACAAUCCCAUCCUGAACAGGCUGGCCAACCAGACGGGGGAUUUGUAUGCGUCUCCAAAUACAAGUCAUCUGGGCUUUUGUGAACCUGACCCGAGGGUCAUGACAGCUGUGACAGAUUUUAAUAACCUACCAGACAGAUUUAAAGACUUCCUCUUGUAUUUGAGAUGCCGAAAUUACUCACUGCUUAUAGAUCAACCGAAGAAAUGUGCAAAGAAACCCUUCUUACUGUUGGCGAUUAAGUCCCUCAUUCCACAUUUUGCCAGAAGGCAAGCAAUUCGGGAAUCUUGGGGCAGAGAAACCAACGUGGGGAACCAGACAGUAGUGAGAGUCUUUUUGUUGGGCAAGACGCCCCCAGAGGACAACCACCCUGACCUUUCAGACAUGCUGAAGUUUGAGAGCGAGAGGUACCAGGACAUCCUCAUGUGGAACUACAGAGAUACUUUCUUCAACCUGUCUCUGAAGGAGGUGCUGUUUCUCCGGUGGGUGAGCACUUCCUGUCCAAAUGCGGAGUUUGUUUUCAAAGGCGAUGACGAUGUGUUUGUGAAUACUCACCACAUCCUGAAUUACUUGAAUAGUUUAUCCAAGAAUAAAGCCAAAGAUUUGUUUAUCGGUGACGUGAUCCACAAUGCUGGGCCUCAUCGGGAUAAGAAACUGAAGUACUACAUCCCAGAAGUCUUCUACACUGGGGUCUAUCCACCAUAUGCAGGGGGAGGUGGAUUCCUGUACUCUGGUGCCCUGGCCCUGAGACUGUACAAUGUAACUGACCGGGUCCACCUCUACCCCAUAGAUGAUGUUUAUACUGGAAUGUGCCUUCAGAAACUGGGCCUUGUUCCAGAGAAACACAAAGGCUUCAGGACAUUUGAUAUUGAAGAGAAAAAUAAAAAAAAUAUUUGUUCAUAUAUAGAUCUAAUGUUAGUACAUAGCAGAAAACCUCAAGAGAUGAUUGAUAUUUGGUCUCAGUUGCAAAGUCCUAAUUUAAAAUGCUAAAAUACAUCUGAGCUACAUUUCACACAAAGGCAUAGCCUGACUAGUUCCCAUGCUUUCACAGUAGGGUGACUUCUGUAUGAAGCCAUCCGCCUUGAUGAAUAGCAUCUGGGCCUCGAGCCCUCAGUUCCACACUUUUGUGGCAAGGGGGACUGGUUCUGACCCUUUCUCUGGCUGCCAGUCCUCAGUUCCUAAUUUUUCCAUCUCGAAAAUCAUCUUUAGAAUCGGAAGGUCUUUUUUGUCCUUGUAAUGAUGUACUCCUGCUUCCAUUAUAAUGAUGGAAACAGAUCAGGUGUUUAUACAUUGAUUGACUAAUCAAGAUUUUGUAGGACAUGAUUUGGUGUUUUUGUGAAAUGGAAUUAUUUAUUUUCAUAAAACUUUGAUGGGCUUUUAAAAUUGGCUAGAAAGUGGACUGAUGUUGAAAUUCCCUGUCACCCCAACAGUAUUCUCCUUGUUACUAGAACCCGCCAUUUUCUUUACAAAAGGAAAGCCACCGUGCAGCAAAUGCAGUCCAUCUCAUCUGGCCUAUGGCCAUGAGAAGGCAGAGGGUUUUCUUUUACUUGUGUUUGCUUUCCUGGGUAGCAUCAUAAUAGUUAACUUAGUAUUUGGAAAUCUCGAGUGUGAUUCCCUAAUGGCCUACUGAAGACUCAGUAGCCCGACAGCCGUAUGGGUUUGUGAAUGUUCCAUGUGGGUCAGGGUGAGUUUUGAACUUGAAAUGAAAAGCUAGAUUUUGAAGGCAUUUUCUUAAGUGGUUUGUCAGUUUAAAACCCCAGGAUUCUAUUCUUGCUGUAUUAUCUAUCACAUGUUGCUUAGCUGAAGCUCUUCUGAGUAGUGAUGCUUCCCUGUCUCAGUGUAGAAGUACCUGUGUUUUUAUUUAUUGUUCAGAUCAAAGACCAAAACAUUUUCUUAAAAAUAUUUUGUGUAAUAUUUUAUUUGUAUACAGUGUUGUCUGUGAGAUAUUUAACUAGAGCAUGAUAUUUUAUUUUUUCUCAUUUUAAUUAGUUUUUUGAGAAUUUCAUACAAUGUGUUUUGAUCCAUAUUCACCUCCCCCAACACCUCCCAGAUCCAGCUCCAGCAUGUUUUAAAUGUUAAGCUGUAACAUAUGUUGAAUAAAGUUAACUCUUAUUUUUGAAUUUUAAAAUUUGGAUUGGGGGGUAGAACUGCUAGAGUUGGUAAGGUUCUGCCAAAUUGUUGCUUAUACCUUGUAUCUUGUAACAUGCUUCCUUGAAGUAUUUUUUGUUGUUUUAGAGGGCUCUCCUUUGUGCUGUUGGGGACUGGGGGAAAUGGAAAUAAAGUGACUGUAUUUUUUAA
Molecule: messenger RNA, 2741 nt
Organism: Phodopus roborovskii (desert hamster)
Lineage: Eukaryota; Metazoa; Chordata; Mammalia; Rodentia; Cricetidae
Gene: B3gnt2
Product: UDP-GlcNAc:betaGal beta-1,3-N-acetylglucosaminyltransferase 2
Exons: 2
Coding region: 240-1433 (397 amino acids)
Cellular component (GO): membrane
Molecular function (GO): hexosyltransferase activity
Source: RefSeq, a predicted model, not a curated record